Molecule: messenger RNA, 465 nt
Organism: Naumovozyma dairenensis CBS 421
Lineage: Eukaryota; Fungi; Ascomycota; Saccharomycetes; Saccharomycetales; Saccharomycetaceae
Exons: 1
Coding region: 1-465 (154 amino acids)
Source: RefSeq, a predicted model, not a curated record
AUGCUCAUGGUAAAAACAACAACAAUUCCAAAAAAACUUACAAACCCAGGUAAUCCAAUAGAGAAUGUGCAAUUUGUAAGGGCCCACAUUCUCUCGAGAACUGCGAAGUUCUCAAAUCCCAAAUCCGCCAAGCCCAAAUUUUCCAAAAGGCGAAAAACACAAAAAACAACAACCAACAUGCCUUCCGAUUCAUCUGAUAUGGUUCAUUUUUCUUCGAUGCCGAUUCCCCACUCUGGCACCAUUAACCAUCAUGGUACAACUUCAUCCACACUUUGCUCAAAUCACUGGAUCUUUAGCACUGCAUGUACUAGUCAUAUGUCCCCUCAUCGUUCUGCUUUCACUGAAUUCCAUACAGAUGUUUCUGGGUCAGUUAAAGGUACUGGGGGUUCAGUUGGGAUUAAAGGACAAGGAACUGUUGAACUUAAUGGUAUCACAUUGAAUGAUGUUCUAUAUAUCUUCCAGUAA